Molecule: messenger RNA, 1767 nt
Organism: Erigeron canadensis
Lineage: Eukaryota; Viridiplantae; Streptophyta; Magnoliopsida; Asterales; Asteraceae
Product: sugar transporter ERD6-like 6
Exons: 18
Coding region: 115-1587 (490 amino acids)
Biological process (GO): transmembrane transport; carbohydrate transport
Cellular component (GO): membrane
Molecular function (GO): sugar transmembrane transporter activity
Source: RefSeq, a predicted model, not a curated record
UUUUUUUUUUUCUUUGCGGCAUUUCAUCAAACACUUUCAACUCAUAAUUCAUGUGAGCCAGUUACAUACAUAUAUAUACAUAUAUACAUACAUCAAAACAAAUCUAAUAAAAAGAUGAGUUUCAGGGAUGAAAGUAACAGUGAAGAUGGCAGAGGAGAUCUUAAGAAACCAUUCUUACAUACAGGAAGUUGGUAUAGAAUGGGGUCAAGGCAAUCAAGUAUGAUGACGUCAUCACAAAUGAUCAGAGAUCGCUCUGUUUCUGUUCUUGCUUGUGUUUUGAUUGUUGCCCUUGGUCCUAUCCAGUUUGGUUUCACUGGUGGUUAUUCUUCACCGACACAAGCAGCUAUUAUGAGAGAUCUUAAACUUACCGUGUCUGAGUUCUCUUUGUUUGGUUCUCUGUCAAAUGUGGGUGCCAUGGUUGGUGCAAUAGCUAGUGGUCAAAUUGCAGAGUAUAUUGGCCGAAAAGGGUCUUUGAUGAUUGCGGCUAUCCCUAACAUCAUCGGCUGGCUUUGUAUAUCAUUUGCCCAAGAUACAUCAUUUCUUUACAUGGGAAGGUUGUUGGAAGGAUUCGGUGUUGGAAUUAUAUCAUAUACGGUUCCUGUCUAUAUAGCCGAGAUAGCAUCUCAAGACAUGAGAGGGGGGUUAGGUUCCGUCAAUCAGCUUUCUGUCACAAUUGGGAUAAUGCUUGCUUAUUUGCUGGGACUUUUUGUUAAUUGGAGAAUGCUUGCAAUUUUAGGAACUUUACCCUGCUUAAUUUUGAUACCUGGUCUCUUUUUUAUCCCUGAAUCUCCUAGGUGGCUGGCUAAGAUGGGCAUGACCGAUGAUUUUGAAUCUUCUUUGCAAGUUCUUCGUGGGUUUGAUACUGAUAUCACCGUUGAAGUAAAUGAAAUUAAGAGGUCUGUUGCAUCUUCGAACAGGAGAAGCGCUACGAUUCGGUUUACAGAUCUUAAACACAGAAGAUAUUGGUUCCCUUUGAUGAUAGGAAUUGGAUUACUUGUCCUUCAACAGCUAAGUGGAAUCAAUGGUGUCCUCUUCUAUGCCAGUAACAUCUUUCAAACUGCAGGAAUUUCUAACAGUGAUGCUGCUACAUUAGGACUGGGUGCUAUCCAAGUUAUUGCAACUGGAGUUUCCACAUGGUUGGUUGACAAAACAGGCCGUAGGAUUCUGCUAACUGUUUCUUCUGCUGGAAUGACUCUCAGUCUCAUAGUUGUUGCAGCUUCCUUCUUUGUUAAGGGUUUUGUAGAAGACAGCUCUCCCUUGUAUGCUGCAAUGGGUAUCUUAUCAGUGGUCGGGGUUGUGGGUAUGGUAAUUGGAUUUUCUCUUGGAAUGGGGCCGAUCCCAUGGAUUAUAAUGUCCGAGAUCCUUCCCGUCAAUAUAAAAGGACUUGCUGGAAGUACAGCAACAUUGGCUAAUUGGUUCAUUUCCUGGUUGAUUACAAUGACAGCUCCUUUGCUUUUAGAAUGGAGUGGCGGAGGCACCUUUACUAUAUACAUGCUUAUGUGUGCCACGACUGUUGUAUUUGCGACCAUUUUGGUACCUGAAACGAAGGGCAAGACUUUGGAGGAGAUCCAGUUUUCACUGAGAUAACAUGCUGCUGCUGCUGCUUCAUAUUUUGGUGUUUAAUAUUCUAUUUGUUUUUGGCGCCUUGUUCUAAUCUAUUUGGAAGCUGUGAUUCUUUCUUUUAUGCAAUUGCAUUACGUGUGCCAAUUUGUUGCAAUAAAGUUUUAAGAAGAGGUAGAAAUAGCAAUUGAAGUUGUUUUCGAAAAA